Sinocyclocheilus grahami is the source of this 1326-nucleotide messenger RNA. RefSeq names its product RING finger protein 223-like. Gene Ontology annotation, molecular function: ubiquitin protein ligase activity. Lineage: Eukaryota; Metazoa; Chordata; Actinopteri; Cypriniformes; Cyprinidae. Gene Ontology annotation, biological process: protein ubiquitination. The coding region runs from base 199 to 693 and encodes 164 amino acids. The record is from RefSeq and is a predicted model, not a curated record. The transcript is spliced from 4 exons.
AAAACACGCGGCGGUUAUUCACACUGACAGCAGCAGAGCCAGUUUGCUCUCAUUCACACACCCAUAAUUCUCAGUCAGAUGAGUUCAUCUCCUGACAAAGCUUUGUAGCAGUCCAUACAGAGAACUGGAUUACGAGUCAUUCUUCUAAGACAAAACUACAGCAACAUCAGAUAAAAACAUUGGUUCCAGUUUUCAGCCAUGGUUCUGUUCGAGGAUCAGGAAUGUGGGGUCUGUUACCUGCAUUACUCCCGCAUCGACCGUGUUCCCAGAACCCUCCACUGCAACCACACAUUCUGCACCCCCUGUCUGGAGACAAUGGGGCUGCAUUACAGCGGCCUGCGCACCAUUCGCUGUCCCCUCUGUCGCCAGGUGACUUGUGUGGACCGAGGGCUUAGCUUGCAGGAGGUUCUUUUUGUCAAUAGCCAACUGUGGGACAACAUUUGUGAUGAGCAAGAGGAGGAAGAGGAUGAGAGAGAGCAGGAAAAGGAGAAAGAUGGGAAAAACACUAAUAUGCAGGUGCUGCCCUCAUCACAGGCUGAAUGUCAAGUGCCAAAACACUACAGACCCAAAUUCCGACUCCCAGCUUUCCUUAAGAGAAUGAGUUUUUCCAGGCACCCUGAAGAGAGGAUUGUUCCCACCUGCAAUGUACAAAUGAUGUCAUGGCGAAGGCUUUCAUUGGAAGAGAUUUUGUGAAAAGUGGAACGGACACCAUAAACAAAGGAUUAACAAUAGAAACAAUAGACUUUCCGUAUGUUUUGCUGCUGUCAUUAAAAGUAUAUGCCAUGUACUAAUUACGCCUGGCAUACUGAAAAUACAGGAGCAACAGUCGGUCCUGGACAAGGUUGUUUAAACAAACCCAAUCCCCAAUCUCCAUGUGCUUCUGCGACUGCAUUUUCCAUUUGAAUAGCCACAAGUCUGAAUCCCAUCUGAGGGGAACUUCUCAUUAGAUAUUCCACCCUUAAUCUGUCCCAGCUGCUGAGGCCGGAUUUGUUUCAGCUGUCCCGAGAGAGAGAGGGUCCCAGAUGCGAUACAAGACUUUCUAAGCAGAUGGCAUCUUCCCCAUGAAACAUCACCCCCAUGUCUCAAAUGGACUCUUUUAAGUUAUUAUAAGCUUUGUUAUUUAUAGAAUUUAUAAAUGAUUGUAAAUUAAAAUUUCUGAUUGCUAAAUGUUGUUGGUUUCUUUUUAAACAGCACAUGUUGACAUCCUGUUUUACAUGGCUGUCUAGAGCAGGGCGCUUCACACUUUUGAAUACCAAGGACCCCAAUGACAUUCCCCCUCUGAUGAACCUCCGUCUCGUUUUUUAAUAUAAAGACACAUUUGUGAGA